Molecule: messenger RNA, 1617 nt
Organism: Verticillium dahliae VdLs.17
Lineage: Eukaryota; Fungi; Ascomycota; Sordariomycetes; Glomerellales; Plectosphaerellaceae
Exons: 2
Coding region: 1-1617 (538 amino acids)
Source: RefSeq, a predicted model, not a curated record
AUGACGACUUUCGAAAGCUGGCAACACAACGCUGCCGCUCUUCUCCCGACGCGGCGCCCGAGGCAAUUGCUCAUUCUGAUCGGUGCCUUCCUCGUCACAUUGUUGCUCGUCUCCGUCAGCCUUCAGAACUCAGAGACCAGCUCCUGGCGUGUCCGACGACCAUGGGCCACCGAUGUCGAUACGAUACCCGUAGGGACGGUCAAGGGCGACGAUGCGAUCGCGGAACCUAAGCGCAUGCACAUGGUCAUUCCCGUAUCGAAGAGCGACCCGCGCUUCUGCAAGAAUAUGCUUGCUCAGACCAUCCUCGGAUACCCCCGCCCGACCGUCGUCAUGUGGGAUCAAAAGUUCGACGACGACAGAUAUCUCGGCAAGGGAUCGCAUCUCGCCAAGAUCUCCGGCACCCUGAAGUGGCUCGAGGACCCAAAGAAUAAGAAGUACGACGACGAUCUCGUCAUCAUGAUUGACGCCUACGAUGUCUGGUUCCAGCUGCCCCCGGAGACGCUCGUCGCCCGCUACCACGCGCUUCGCGCCGCCGAAGACAAGCGCAUUGCCCAGCGCAUGGGCAAGGCUUUCGCCCGUGAGAAGAUCUCGUCCAAGGUCAUCUUCUCGGCCAGCAAGCGUUGCGGACCCAACGAAAUCCGCAGCGUCGCUUGCUACCCUGUCCCCGAGUCGCCUCUGCCCAACGACAUCUACGGGGCCGUCACCGAUACCAUGGAUGGUCCCUCCCAGUGGGCUGGCCUGCGCACCCGCCACCUCGUGUCGGGCUUCAUCAUUGGCCCCGUCAAAGACAUGCGCCGCAUCUUCCAGCGCGCCAACCGCAACAUGGUCAAGUGUCUCGAGGGCGAUCAAAAGGGCGACAAGUACUAUCUCCCCAAGUGCCACAAGGGCUCGGACCAGAGCUUCUUCAACGAGAUGUUCGGCCAACAGGAGUACCACCGCGAGGUCAUGCGCCGCCACCACCGCAACGCCUGGGACCGCUUCCUUGACGGCAUGGUGCCUACGCGUCCUGGUGCCCCUCGCAGGCCACACAAGAUUGAGACGCUCCUCAUCGACGACCCCCUCAACCCCUCGUUCGACCAUCAGCUCAUGAGCGAUCCGGAUUACCAUGUCGACCAGCGCUACGAGUUCGGCAUCAUGGUCGACCACUUCUCUGAGGUUUCGCACCAGACAUCCAACGCUCUCCAUGACACGACGUUUGUCAACCACAGCGCCCCUCUCGGCCCACAGGUGGACAAGCCUGCCCACGGACAGAAGAUCAUCUGCAGCCCCCGUGCGCCCAUGCCGCGCGACCUCGUCGACAACACUGGCGGUCUCGAACUCUUUGCCGAACAGGGCCGCCCCCGCUGGGAACAGCUGCCACUCUACAGCGAGGUCUGCAACGGCGUCAUCCCCGUUGUCGCACACCACAACUGGGUCAACAAGAAACCCAUCGACACCCUGUGGCCCUCCAUGUGGUGGACAGGCCACGCCCGACAGCUGCUCGAGGCGCGACGUGCACAGGCGAAGGACGAGAAUGAACGCAAGCGUGUCGGCGGCGUCGACACGGACACGGGCAAGAGCCUGACAUGGGACGACCUGUGUCCGGCCGAGUGGGAAAAGGACGUCUUCUUGGAUUGA